GUGAAGAACAUAUUUUUUUCGGUCGACACCAACCAACUUUAUUACGCUAGGUAUUGAAUUUUAUUGUGUAUAAAGUCAAACAAUAUUGAGCCGCACAUGUGCCCACAAAGGGGAGUCGUCACAUUUUUUCGAAACAAUAUGCUCGGAACAAUACGUAAGGUGUGUUGCUUUACACUAAUUAUUUAAAUAACUGAAUUCAAUGACAAACACACCUUGUUCAUUCGGUACGUAUCCUUAGUGGCAAUUAGGCAUGUUACAGUGUUGAAUGGUGUCAUAUUGUAAGGUAGCGAAGAGAAAAAAUGGUCAAUUGAGUGCGUAUCGCGUUGUGCAUCUGUCUAAUAUUGGAUCAGAACUGGAUUACAUUUUCAAGUGAUCUAAAAUAUCCCGAGCCAAAGAAGAACAGAAAUGAAGUUAAAGUCGAUUAACAAAUACGUAGUAAAUACUGAGAGUCAAGACGUUGUUGAACCAGAGGACGAUGACUACAUAGCCAAAUGUAUAGGUCCUUUCGGUACCUGGCAAGCAAUUAUAUGGGUUAUAUCGAUAUCUUCUAAGUUCAUAGUGAUCGCCAACGUUAUAUCAAUAGUUUUCUUGACGCCGAACACAGAGUUUAAAUGUGUGAAGUUCAAAGGCGAGCCUCUUGUGGAUGUACAGAAUUCCACGUGCUACGAAGAUUGUAUCAAAUAUGAGUAUUAUAAUACUCUUUUCAAAGACACUUUGAUAUCGAGGUUUGAUUUGAUUUGCGGUGAUGCUUGGCUCGCCAGUUUUGCUCAAUCAAUUCUGAUGCUUGGACUGCUCGUGGGCGUACCAGUAAUUGGUUGGAUCUCUGAUAGAUUCGGCCGUGCUCUAGCCUUCCGCCUCACUACUCUUAUAGCUGUAAUAUUCAUGAUAGGAUCUACGUUUGCUCCCACUUAUUGGGCCUUAGUGGUUCUACGAUUCUUUGUUGGCUUCGGAACGGGUGGUAUUGUACCACUCAAUGUAAUAAUUUGCGUGGAAUCCGUGGGAAAGCAGUAUAAAGAUUUGGUUGGAGUAGCUACUAUGUCUGCAGAUGGAAUUGCCCAAAUGAUCUUAACUGUCAUCGCUUACUAUUCACCAUCUUGUUAUCUUUUGAGCUUAACAUGUGGAUUUUUAUCUAUGUUCAUUCUGACGACUAUGUUUAUAAUACCUGAGACACCUCGAUGGUUGAUUGCCAACCAAAAGGGAGAAGAAGCUUUAGAAUUGAUGACCAAAAUCGCCAAAAUAAACAAUCGUGAUGUAUCCCAUAUAAAAGACACUUUGAACGAAACUUUAGUAAGGCUGAAGUGCGAUCAAAAGGAAAAUAUUAAAAUGAAUUUCGCCGAUUUGUUUCGAACGAAGACAAUUGCCGUUAUAACUAUGAGCUCGAUUUUUGCUUGGACCUUCAUCGGUAUAGCUUACUACGGUAUUAAUCAGUAUUCCACAUUACUUGGUACGCAUGUUUACGCAGUAGCUGCUACAAUGGGACUGUUUCAGCUCGUCGGCAGCAUCUUUUCGUCCAUCGUCAAUAGAAAGAUGCGCCGUAAAACUGCAAGCAUUAGUGCUUUGAUCGCCUGCGGCAUCUGCAUGAUGGUGCUGAUCUUCAUCCCUGACGGCCACUGGUGUGGCAUCGUCGCCGUCACCGUCGCAUACACGGCCAUCACCACAAUAUUCUGCGUUAUUUACGUGCAAAUAAACGAACUAUACCCUACACCAUUAAGGAACAUGGGCUUCGGUUUGAGCUCCAGUGGGAUAAAAUUGGGUGCUAUGGUUGCCCCUUUUAUUGCUAACACCCAUCCUCAUUGGAUAGCUUCUGGUAUAUUCGCUAUAAUACCGAUUGUAACUAUUGCGUUUUGUUUACCGUUGCCUGAAACUAAGGGCAAGAGCUUACAAGAUAUUGUGAAAUAGUUUUAUCGAUAUUUUUCUUUAUAAGGAUAAGUUUAUACUGUUGCAUUUUCUUGGGCAGUUUCAAGUAACUCCAAUAUAAACAAAAACAUAAUUUAAGGAAGGGUUAAUUGCAGAGAUAUGCAGGUACGUUUUUUUAAUUUGGCGGCCCCACUUAACAUAAUAUUGCUCUACAAUAUCCUCCCUAGCGACGGCCCUGAUUCGCUCGAAUAUCCGAUAAUCCGGAAGUUUUUUGGAUAUCUAAAUAAAUAUUUAUAGACAGACUGCAGAUAAAUUUAUCAGAUGAUCAGUGAUGUUGCACGCCCUCAAAUCAGAAGAAUGCACUGGAUGCUGAGGUUAAAUUAAGCAUGGCUUAUUUUUUUUUAUUAUUUAUUUAUUGAAUUUCACAUUACUAUAAAUAUGUUAUUAUUACAUUUAGCCAGUACUACAAAAACCUGUGUAGAUUUUACCGAGCACUGGGAUUCGUCAUCUUUUAGAUCUUUUUUUUCCGCAUUAAUUUCGGCUAUAAAAUAAAUUCCCAUUAGGAGCUCGAUUCAUCAGAUUCGGUUCCCUGGAUUAAGCAUGAAAGCGUUACAAACUACUUUCGAAUUAUUUAUUAGAUCUUUUUCUUUAAAAUUUCAACAAAACAACUUUUCUUUAGUUAGGUAUAAAAUCUAGCAGGAUAAUGUAGGCGUAUUAACUUCAAAUAUUACACAAUUUAUUACAAUUGAUUUUAUUUUGUGAGUAUAGUGUUAUUUUUUUUAUCGUGUAUCCACUUUCGUCUUAAUUGAUUUAGGAUGUCAAGUGGAGUAGAGUUUAUCGUUGAAUACAUUCGACCUUCAUUAUCUUUAUGGUGACAUGUUGAAGUGUAGAUGUGUCUGCAGUCACAUGACUGUCAAUUUCAGAUUGCGAUAGGGGUUAUCAUUGCUCGAGUGUUGAUAAGUUACAUCCCAAUCAUGUUCCAUGUUUAGUAAUAAGUUGUAUGAUAUGUUUAGAAUAUUAUCGUCCUUUUGAUAUCGGCAUUGUUUUGUUUUUCAUUCAAGUAUUUUGAAUUUUGAGAUCUCUUUCAGGCUAUUUAAUAUUUGUGUUCUUGAAUUGUAUGAAUGUUUCUAUUCGAAUAAUAUAGUUCCAUAUUUUUUUUCAACAAUAAAAAAUUGAAUAUUUUUUUAAAAUAUUAAUUUGGUGUUCUUUUAUUAAGUAUAUUGAUUUUUUAUACAUAUUAAACUAACGUUUUCAUUUCUAAAAAAAAAACUGAUUUGAAAUCUAUUGUUAUUUAAUAUUCAACUAAUGAUAUUAAAAUACCUAUAAAAUAAUAAGUAAUAACAAAAGUGAUACACAUUAAUUUUUAAGUAUAUUUUUUUAUAUCUUAAGAAAAAAUCCAGUGUAACAUUUUAUUAUAUUAGAUCUAACAAUACAAGGUACAUAAAAAACUACCCGAGGUAGUUAUAUUAUUAGUUACCUUAAAAAAAUGCAAUGUACUCUAGAUGAAUCAUUUAAUAAAAUGUUAUGCUAUUUUAGUUAUAAAAAUCGUUGAUUUUAGAAAUGACUUUAGCAUGUUGUUUAAUUAAUUAACAAUAAAAUGUAACGCCGGUUCUAUACAAUAUUUGUUGGCAUUUAUGUAUAUUUUAUUUAAGAGGUUAAUCAGCACAUUGUUUUCUAAGGAUAUAUUUAAUUUUUUGACAUUUUUCGGCUCAAUGCUAAUUAUUCCAUCAUACCCUAUAUUAUCAGUGUUUUUUUACUUUUUGCAUUCAUGUAAUAUAUAGCCUGUUAAAUAUUAUUUUAGAUAAAGAAACCAUAUGCAAAAAUCAAUU
Chilo suppressalis (striped riceborer) is the source of this 3686-nucleotide messenger RNA. The record is from the annotation of a GenBank genome assembly. NCBI's taxonomy places the organism in Eukaryota, Metazoa, Arthropoda, Insecta, Lepidoptera, Crambidae.